AUGGCGUUGGUCGAGGAGGCGAAGUUAGAAGAAGAUUGUUUUCAGCAUGCUUUACAACAAGUUUGUUAUUUUUUUCAAGUGCAAAAUCUUUUCGAAGAUCAAGUCAACGCUAUUAAGGAGAGAAUUGGUGAACUACAACGCUAUUCAGUUUCUGUUUUACUUGUUUCAAACACUCGCAAACCAGACGACGUCCAACAAAGUUCUUUUAACUUAAACAACUCGCAACAGACGCUCGAAUCUAAAUCAUCCUGCUCGGCCUUAGAUAAGCUCGCAUUCUGGUUUCCAGGAAAGGAAACAACGUUUUCUUCAAAGGAAACAACGUUUUCUUCAAAGGAAACAACGUUUUCUUUUGUGCCAGUACUGGGUAUGGAAAGUCCAUCGUGUUCCAAUCCAUACCUUUAUUUACCGAUAUCCUACUUGAUCAAGGUAUUGGCACUAGCACCGUGAUUGUAGUAUGUCCUCUGACUUCAUUAAUGCUCGACCAAGUUAGCAAAAUGAGUGAAUCAACACAGCUGCUGUAUUUCAAGGACAAGAUGAGGCUGUUUUAAAUUAUAUUGAACAUGGCAUAUAUUCGCUCGUUUUUACGUUGCCUGAAUCCAUGUUGGCCUCAAAAUGAUGGGAAAAAAUUCUAAAAUCCGAAAGCUUUGUGGAAAAUUGUGUUGGUAUUGCUGUUGAUGAAGCUCACUGCAUCAGUCAAUGGUAAGAUAUUUAUUUCUUUAUAUUAAUAUUGAUAAAUCUAUCUGUAAAGUCAAUUUGUAUAUUUCUAAUUUUUAUCAAUUUGUGUUUGUAGCGGAUUGGCAGGAGCAAAGGGCGCUUUCAUGUUCCAUGUUCACAGAUAUCCAUGUUCGCAGAUAUCAAUCUGAUUGUUUGUACUGCCACAGCAACCAAAGCUACCAAGAUUUUGGAUCUCAAAAUGGAAAACACCUUUAGCAUUGAAAAAAGUCCAGAGCGACCAAACAUUGCUUAUGUUACUCAGUAUGUUGAAAAUGACAUGGAACUUAGCGAUGUCUUUCAUGAUGUUAUAUUGGAUGUGAAGGAUAAAAAAGACAAAUAUGCAAAGAAUCUUAUUUACUGUCAAACAAGAAAGCAAGCUGCCAUCAUAUGGAGAACAUUCAAGUUGCACUUGGCAAAGACAUGUAUGCUGGUGAAACUCUAUUACCAAGAGACUGCAUUGUGGAAAUGUACCAUGCUGGAACACCUGAGUCAUCAAAGCAACAUAUUUUAAAAUCUUUGUCACUACCAGAUGGUCAUGUAAGAGUGCUGAUUUGCACCAUUGCAUUUGGUAUGGGAUUAGAUUUGAAUUGUGCUCGCAAGGUGAUUCAUUUUGGGCCAUCUCGAACAACUGAAUGCUACUUGCAAGAAUGUGGACGUGUUGGCAGGGAAUGGUGGACAGAGUUUGUGUGUUCUACUCUACAAUGGCAUUUUGGCAUCUCGUUGCUCUGAUGACAUGAAGGAAUUGAUCAGCGAACAAAAGUUCCUUCGAAGAGUGAUUUUAAAGCACUUCCCUGGUGAUCAUUAAAUUGUUGUGGAAGGAUGUCAGUGCUGCAAUGUUUGUGCUCAGACUUGCUUGUGCUCUGGUUUAAAGGGUGAUUGCUCCAUAAAUAUGUUGCUAGAUUUCUCCAGUCAUGAGAAUUUAUAUCAUUAUGAUAAGCAUAGAACUAUUACAAAUGAACAGAAAAAAACACUGGAAUCAAAUCUGUGCCAGUAUCAAAAUGUUUUGCAAAGAGAAGUCCCAAAGCAAGUGUAUCCAAAUGUCUUUGUAGAAUUUGGUUCUCUUCAGAUUGCCCAGGUCAUCAAGAAUGCAAGUAAACUGUUUUCUAUACAUGACAUUAUGAACUGUGUUGAAAUUUGGCGAAGUGAGCAUGCAUGUGGUAUUUUAAAUAUUUUUUCACAAAUGUUUGGUGAUAUUGACAUUAAAUAACUUAGUAUUGAUUUGGAUAAAAUGGAUCUAGAUGAUACUUUAGAUAUAGAUUGGUUGGAUAUCAGAGAUGACUCGUCAGCGGAUGUACUGCCAUUUCAAGAUAGCAGUUUAUUACAAGUCAGUGACAAAAUGGAUGAGCUUGACAAGUCAAUAGCAAGCCUCACAUUGGACACAAGCGGUGAUAUAAGAAAUAUUGCCAAAAAAGUAACCUCGGUCAUUAAUACUGAGGAUAUGGAACUCUAG
Molecule: messenger RNA, 2164 nt
Organism: Paramuricea clavata
Lineage: Eukaryota; Metazoa; Cnidaria; Anthozoa; Malacalcyonacea; Plexauridae
Source: the annotation of a GenBank genome assembly